Phanerochaete carnosa HHB-10118-sp is the source of this 804-nucleotide messenger RNA. RefSeq lists its product as uncharacterized. The annotation marks the transcript as partial. The transcript has a single exon. The record is from RefSeq and is a predicted model, not a curated record. NCBI's taxonomy places the organism in Eukaryota, Fungi, Basidiomycota, Agaricomycetes, Polyporales, Phanerochaetaceae.
CUCUGGGUGAGCGCUUACACGCGCUCUUCGUCGCGCGCGGUGGACAUGGUGUUGAGCAUCAUGGGCCUCUUUGGUGUGAGCCUGGACGCAGGACGGUUUGGGCAAGACGACCGGAUCAAAGCGACGAUCGCGAUGCUCCGGGCACUAAUGGCAAAUCCCCGCGCGACGGCAACCUGGCUCUACAUCGCACCCGGCAUGUCACCGUCCAGGGAGCUCUCUACGUUGCCGCAGAUGCCAGAAACAAGCGAAAGCGGGCGCGCGUACAUUCAUACGACAAAGGGCCGGGUGCUCGCAUUUGAGGCUAUCGGGGCGCGAGAUAACAACAUCUGGCGUACCGACGGCGCCCCAAGAGGGGAGAUGACAGACUCUGGCUAUUUCAUUUUCCGGAGCAAGGCCGCUCUGCUGGUCUACGAGGACGAGCAGAGAUCUCCUCUUGGGUGGAAGGCGUACGAUGAUCGCGAAACGUGGGCGGUCGUCGUCGGCCGAUUCAAGAACUUCUAUCGUAAUCCGGUUACGUGGAAGCUACAAGCGUGGGAUCCUGCUACGUCUGCUAAACCAGAGGGAUUGUACGAGCUGACCCUCAUGCUCAUAGAGAAGCAUGGACAUGAGUUAUACCACCGCGUGGGGAUGGAGAGGGAGAUCGACGAGAGGAAAGCUGCGGGGUGGGAUUGGAAGUACCGGCGUUUCCAAGUCGGAGGGCCGGGUAGGGGAGAGAGAAAGAGAUUCGGGGUAUCGCCUUCUAGCCCCGUUUAUUUGACUUGUGCAGAGGAAGAAGAAGAUAUCAAGGCCAUAUGCGUAGACUAG